ACAGAUACACAGUUUACAGCCGGGCUGCAGGGACUUCCAAGACUGUCAAGACAGGCUGAGGAGUGAUGGCGUCUUCAGGUUUGGCUGUGCUGUGCCUCCUGCUCCUGCAGACUGGAGCUCUGGGGUUUGGGAUAUUGCCAGGAGAUUCCCUGAAUCACCUCGAGAUCACAGAGAUGGCUCUCUUAGAUAUGACUGUUCAAGUGUGCCGCAGUCUGACCCAGGCUGAGGGGGGAAGCUUCACUACACCUUCACAGCCAUUUACUACUGAGGCUGUCGCUGUUGCUUGCAACUCACCAAAAUCAUCAAAGACUUUCCGCGAAGCCAUCCGGUUCAUCAUCUUGAAUAACGUACGGGUCGACCUCCGUUAUGCCUUCAAUGCAAGUUUCCACUUUGAUGACGAGAUGUUUAUCGAGGGAAGGAGGAUCAUCACUGAGGGAAUAUCAGCUGUCAAGGCCAGCAACAAAAGAGGAAACUUUGAGACAGCCAGACGGGAGCUCGGACAAAUUUUACACCCUCUACAGGAUUUCUACAGUCAUAGUAUCUGGGUGGAACUGGGCUAUAAAACCCCAAACGCCAACCUAAUCAGAGCGGGCACCAGCAUCGGCAACAUUGCAGAUGUAAGUAGGGCAACCUGUCGCAACUGUGAUGGAGAUGACUGCAGGAACAACAUUUUGGAAGAUAUCUUACAGGAGAAGAUACUGACCUCAGGAUAUUUUGGUAUUGUGCCCCUCGUCUCGGAGAAACCCGAAGGAAAAUGCAGCCAUGGAGGAAGUGUUGAUCAAACCAGUGGCAUCGAGCCUAAAGGUGGGAUCAAUAAGGACUCACUGGACGCCAGUCAUGGUCAUCUCCACACCGAAGCAGCAAAUCUAGCAAUAGCUGCAACCAAACAGCUACUAGAGGACAUUCGUGGGGCAGCUGGUGACACAGACUUUCUACAGAUGAUGGGUAUCUCCAAGGGAUCCAGUAAAGCUCUUUGUUUUGUGAUUGACACCACAAGCAGCAUGAGUGAUGACAUUGAGGCGGUGAGGAAUGUCACCACUGCGCUCAUCAACAGUAAAAUAGGAACAGAGGACGAGCCCGCGGCUUACAUUCUUGUUCCUUUCAACGACCCAGAGUUCGGGCCACUGAUAAGGACUACCGACCCAAAUCUCUUCAAGAAUAUUAUUAAUUCACUGAAACCCGAAGGAGGCGGGGACACUGAAGAAAUGAGUCUCUCAGGGCUUCAGUUGGCUUUAACGGGGGCUCCCCGCAGUUCUGAGAUCUUCCUUUUCACCGAUGCCGCUGCGAAAGACAAACACCUCAAAAGCACCGUGAUCGCACUGAUAGAGCGCACCAAGACAGUGGUGAACUUCAUGCUCACUGAAGCUUUGGGGCUCCGGCGUCGGAGACAGGCCAGUAGGAGCCAACAGGGCAAGAGAAUGGCAACGUCAGACAUUCAGCUGUACAAAGACGUGGCUCUGGCCUCAGGAGGGCAGCUCAUUGAAGUCUCCAAGAGUCAGUUGUCUGAGGCCACAAGCAUCAUAAUAGAGUCGUCCAGCUCUUCACUGGUGACACUUCUGCAGGCAGCGAGGAGCCCAGGAAAGGCAGACACCUUCACCUUCAUAGUUGAUGACUCGGUAACAAACCUGGUGAUUUACAUAACAGGACAUAACCUCACCGUCACUCUUCAAAGCCCCUCAGGUACGACUCAGGAGAGCACUGACCAGACUGGAUCUUUAAUCGCGUCGUCCAAAUCAGUGGGCAACUUCCAGACUUUGCAGCUGAACAAACAAGUGGGACAGUGGGAAAUCCAAAUGGUAUCAACAAAUCCCUACACUGUGAAGGUCAUCGGUCAGAGUGGCAUUGACUUCCUUUUUGACUUUGUGGAAGAAUCCAAAGGUCUGUUCACAGGAUUUGAUGUUCUAGACACCCGUCCCAGAGCUGGGGUUAAUGCCACCUUGCUGUUGUCGAUAACGGGCAGUGACUCGGCAACAGUGACAGAGGUUGCCCUGGUGGAGUCAUCAGGGUCAGAGGUGGUUAAUGGCACUAUCGAGUCUCGCGGGGGUGGAGACUUCUUAGUGCAGGUUGACAAGAUGCCAUCAGCGGAGUUUGUGGUGCGUGUGAAGGGGCAGAGUAGCGGCAGCACGUCCAAGGCUUCCACCACCUUCCAGAGGCAGUCCUCCACCAACUUCAGACCCUCCAGUAUAACUAUUACUGCUGACUCAAACAGUGUCUUAGUACCAGGAACCCCAUUCUCUGUACCCUUCUCUGUGACCAUCAGCGGAACAGGGGGAAACUUCACCAUCCGAGCCACCAAUGACCAAGGUUUUGACUCAACCUUCCCGACCAGCUUGAUCCUGGCAAAUGAAAGCAAUGCUAAUAGUACAGUGACUCUGAGCGCGCCCCUGAACACCCCGUCUGGUAGCGAUGUCACCCUGACCAUUGAGGCCGAGGCUCCAGGGGCCACAGACACCAAUUAUGUGGUGCUGCGCAUCUCCAUCGUUAACACGGUGACUGAUUUCACCAGCCCAGUGUGUGAGCAGCUCAGCCUACAGGCCAACUGCUCUGGAGACUGCAGCUUGUCUAUGUGGGAUCUCUCUGUCAGAGUGAGCGAUGGGGCUGAUGGGACGGGCGUUGACCGUGUCAGCCUCAGACAGGGCAACGGGACCAUCAACACCACCAAAGCAGUGGGCACCAGCGGCGAAAACGUAACCCUGGUGUCCUACCAUGCAUCUUGCUGCUCACCUAAUGUGGAGCUAGUGGUUGUGGAUGAGGUGGGGAAUGUAGGCACGUGUUUCUACAAUAACAGGGGAACAACCACCGUCAGCCCGUCGUCUGAUAACGUCACACCAGCUGCUCUGUCUGCGGCUACCAAAACCACUCACUCCUCCCUUCUUUGCCUAAGCAUGGUGAUUGUAAUCAUGCAGAUACUAGGACACCUUUGUAUCAAAUGAAAGGCUGACCCGGUGACUGUUCUGAUGUCAAGGAUGCAUAUUCUGCAUAACUGAUAAAAGGUAAAGGUAAAAAUCAAACACAUGGCCAUCUGACCAUGCUUUAUUAUCUGUAUGAAUAUAUCAUUAGGCACUUAAAAUUACUGUAAAGUUUAAAGCUCCACUAAGAGAUUUCCGACCACUAGGGGCUAGGGAUGGGUGCAAUUACUCAAGUAUUCGAGUACUUGAGUACUCAUUGUUGACAUCAGUAUUCGAGUAAUGUCUUACUAUUGGAGCACCUGCACAGUGUGUUGGUUUUGGCUGCAACUCAUUUGGCGUCACACGCACCAUGUCAGACACGACCAGGAAGAGUGAUGUCUGGAAAUACUUUGACAAAAAGG
Molecule: messenger RNA, 3310 nt
Organism: Myripristis murdjan (pinecone soldierfish)
Lineage: Eukaryota; Metazoa; Chordata; Actinopteri; Holocentriformes; Holocentridae
Product: von Willebrand factor A domain-containing protein 7-like
Exons: 16
Coding region: 66-2933 (955 amino acids)
Source: RefSeq, a predicted model, not a curated record